AUAUUCCGUACAGAUUAACUUUGACGUAGAAAUACAUAUCUUUACGUUGAAAAGGUAGAAGAAUGUAUUUCAUUUGAUGUAAUCUGUUACACAAUGACGGUCCUGAGUAGAAUUAGUAAGGCCAACGGCCUUUCCUCGCUAAUAUCAAACAAAUGUGAUAAGAGGGGCUUUCGUACAUUGCCAUCUACAAAAAACCAAGUUGUUUAUUCAAAUCUGCAGUCAAAACGUACCAUAGUAACUGAUCUAGCAACCGACUUGUUGAAGGAAAGUAAAUUACCACCUCAGGUAUUAAAUCAACCACCAUGCCAUACGACCACUCUGAAGAAUGGUUUGAGGGUUGCAACCGUUACAAUGCCCGGCGCCGCCUCAACCAUUGGUGUUUGGAUCGAUAGCGGCAGUCGCUACGAAACACCCGAAACCAAUGGAGCAGCGCACUUUCUAGAACAUAUGAUUUUUAAGGGUACAAAAUCGCGUUCAAGGUUGCAGCUGGAAGAACAAAUUGAGCAAAAGGGAGCUCAUCUCAACGCGUACACUUCAAGGGAACAAACUGGAUAUUACGCAAGGUGUUUUAACAAGGACAUUCCGUGGUGUACCGAAUUGUUGAGCGACAUCUUGCAAAACAGCCUAAUCGAUAUCGAUCAUAUGGAAAAUGAAAAACAUGUUAUCUUGAGGGAGAUGGAAGAGGUAGAGAAAUCUGCGGACGAGGUCAUAUUUGAUCGCCUACAUAUGACUGCAUUCCGCGGUAACCCAUUAGGAUUUACAAUUUUGGGCCCUGUUGAAAAUAUCCAGAACAUGAAACGUGAAUAUCUUCUGGAUUACAUUAAGAAAAAUUACACUGCCGAUAGAAUGGUCUUUUGUGGAGUGGGUGACAUUAAGCACGACGAAUUCGUAGCUCUGGCUGAGAAGCACUUCUCAGGGAUUCAAAAAUCAACUGGAGAAAUCAAACUUGAGAAGCCAUUCUUUGUAGGAUCCGAAAUGUUGAAUAGAAAUGAUGAGAUGGGACCAAAUGCCCAUUUGGCUGUCGCAUUUGAAGGCGUUCCAUGGACUUCCCCAGAUUCUGUGGCAUUUAUGCUUAUGCAAAGCAUAAUUGGAAGUUAUAAGAAAGACCAAGGCUUUAUCCCUGGCAAACUUUCAGGAAACAAAACAAUUCAUGCUAUUGCAAACAGGAUGACCGUCGGAUGUGCUGAAAUGUUUACAGCAUUUAACACAUGUUAUAAAGAUACCGGCUUGUUUGGAUUCUACGCACAAUGUGAUGAAGUUGCUAUUGAUCAUUGUGUUGGGGAACUACUCUUUGGUGUAACAUCUCUUUCCUACAGUGUCACCGACGAAGAAGUGGAACGUGCUAAAAGGCAAUUAAUGUUACAAUUCUUGUCAAUGUCAGAGUCUACAUCUUCAGUAGCAGAAGAAGUUGCUAGGCAAAUUAUAGUAUAUGGAAGAAGGAUGCCUGUUGCGGAAUUCUUGCUGAGGCUGGAAAGUAUCGAUGCUGAAGAAAUCAAGAGAGUUGCAUGGAAGUAUCUACAUGAUGCUGAAAUCGCCGUCACCGCCAUGGGUCCAAUACAUGGAAUGCCCUCUCUAGUAGAUCUAAGGCAAAAAACAUACUGGCUCAGAUACUAG
This is a messenger RNA of Theileria equi strain WA, 1614 nucleotides long. Its product is annotated as mitochondrial processing peptidase beta subunit, putative. Gene Ontology annotation, biological process: proteolysis. The transcript has 6 exons. Bases 94 to 1614 code for a protein of 506 amino acids. The record is from RefSeq and is a predicted model, not a curated record. Gene Ontology annotation, molecular function: metalloendopeptidase activity; metal ion binding. Lineage: Eukaryota; Apicomplexa; Aconoidasida; Piroplasmida; Theileriidae. Gene Ontology annotation, cellular component: mitochondrion.